Messenger RNA from Myripristis murdjan (pinecone soldierfish), 3111 nucleotides. It is a transcript of the gene rbm28, whose product is annotated as RNA binding motif protein 28. Lineage: Eukaryota; Metazoa; Chordata; Actinopteri; Holocentriformes; Holocentridae. The transcript is spliced from 20 exons. Bases 261 to 2606 code for a protein of 781 amino acids. The record is from RefSeq and is a predicted model, not a curated record. Gene Ontology annotation, cellular component: nucleolus. Gene Ontology annotation, molecular function: mRNA binding.
CCAAGGAAGAAGAAGAAGAGGUAAACGAUUUUGUAGAUGGCUGCCUCCACAUGUAAACAUGCGAUGAACUAAUCUUACCGUUAUGCCAAAGUUAAGCCGAUUCAGACACACGCAUUCACUUCACCGUACACUUGUGUUAUAUUGAUAUUAGGAGGCGAACUGGUAAGACGGUGUUAUUAAGGCAUUUGUUUGUGAGUUAGGUCGUGUUUCCAAGCCGGGGAGCCUAGCAUUAGCUAGCCAGGCAGCAAAGUUUGAGAGCCAUGCCUCCACCGCCGACUCUGUUCGUUCGCUCUCUGCCAACAUCGGCUUCUAAUGAACGUCUUCUGGAAAUAUUCUCCGAAAUUGGUCCUAUAAAGCAAUGCUUCGUGGUCAACGAGAAAGGCACAGACAAAUGUCGAGGGUUUGGCUAUGUCACAUAUUCCAUGGAGGAAGAUGCACAGCGAGCAAUCAAGGAAAUCAGAGAAUACGACGGACAGAGGAUAUCCUUGUCAGUCGCAAAGAAGAAAAUAAACGACAAGAAGAAAACGGCCCCAAAGGAUCCAGCCCCAGCAGCACCGGAGGGGAAUGAGAGGAAAGCCAAAGGGAUCCGGAAGAACACGCUGAAAUCUAGACUUAUCAUCAGGAACCUCAGUUUUAAGUGCUCCGAGGAGGAUCUGAAGCAGACGUUUGCCAAGUUUGGAACAGUCCUGGAGGCCAAAAUCCCCCUCAAACCUGAUGGAAAAAUGCGAGGAUUUGCAUUCGUCCUGUUUAAGAAUGUGUGUGAGGCAGGGAGAGCACUGAACGCUAUGAACCUGAAGGAGAUCAAAGGGCGACAGGUCGCAGUUGACUGGGCUGUGCCUAAGGACAAAUUUGUUGCCACACAGCCGCCUCCCAGCACAGGGCCUAAGAAAACAGAGAAGGCAACUGCAGGACAGCCACACACAGACAGUGAUUCUGAAGAAGAAGAAGAAGAAGAAAAAGAGGAUGGAGGACAAAAGAAACAAGCAGCACCUCCGACAAAAAAGAUUAGUUCUAAACCAGCAGCGCAACAGAUGAAGAAGUCCCAAUUAGAAGAUGAAGAUGAUAGUGAAGAUGACAGCGAGGAGGAGGAGGAUGAUGAUGAUGAUGAUGAAGAUGAAGUAGAAGAGAGGGAGGAUGCUGAGUCCCAGGAGGGAGAAGACAAUGAUGAGAGUAGCCUUGAAUCAGAUGAUGAUCACGAUGAGGAUGAUGAUGAUGAGGAGGACGAGGAGUUGGAAGAAGAAUUGGAGCGCAAGAAAACCCAAAAGAAACUUCUCCCGUCAGAUGUAAAAGAGGGCAGAACGGUCUUCAUCAGGAACCUGUCCUUUGACACUGAAGAAGAAGGCCUUGAGGAGGUUCUUCUGCAGUAUGGAGAACUUAACUACAUCAAGAUUGUUCUGCACCCAGACACAGACCACUCAAAAGGUUGUGCAUUUGCCCAGUUUAAGAGUAAAGAAGCUGCAGACAAGUGCAUUGCUGCUGCACAGGAUGAGGCAGAGAGUGGCGGUAUCCGCGUAGAUGGUAGAAAACUGCUGAUAGUGGCAGCUGUGAGCAGGGAGGACGCUUCCAAGCUCAAGGUGAAGAAGGUGAAAGUAGAAACAGGCACCAGGAACCUGUACCUGGCCAGGGAGGGAUUAAUCCGUGCUGGAACCAAGGCUGCAGAGGGCGUGCCAGCCGCAGACAUGGCCAAGAGAGCCAGAUUUGAAGAAGUCAAGAGGAACAAGCUUCGGGACAUAAAUGUGUUUGUGUCAAAGACCCGGCUGUGUGUCCAUAACCUCCCCAAGUCAGUGGACAACAAAAAACUAAAAGCGCUCUGCCUUCAGGCCGCGAAAGGACAAAAAGGAGUCUUCAUCACUGAGUGCAGGGUGAUGUAUGAUAAGAAGCCGGAGAAGGGCCAGGUGUUGGGACAGUCACUAGGUUAUGGAUUUGUCCAGUUCCGGGAUCAUGAGCAUGCUCUCAGCGCACUUCGCCAUCUCAACAACAACCCUGACGUCUUCGGCCCACACAAGAGGCCUAUUGUUGAGUUCUCCCUGGAGGAUGGAAGGAAGCUCAAAAUAAAGGAAAUGCGCCGACAAAAAAGCAAGGAGAUUUUCAGGAAGAGGGCUUCAAAAGGAGGCGUGAAGUCUCAGUCCCAGACACCUGGAGAUGGCACCGGCCCUAAGACAGGUGGAGCUAAAAAGCAACCACCAGAGGGGUCAAGAAAAGAAAAAACCCCCGUCCAGAAUCAGAAGUCAAACAAACACUUUUCUGGCUUCCGGACAAACCCCGAGGUGGAACACACAGAGCUGGAAGAUGGAAAGAAACGGAAGAAGGUUCUGCCCUUGCCCUCUCACCGGGGACCCAAGAUCAGAAUGCGUGAUAAAGGACGGCAACACGCCCCGCCGCCCAAGAAUCUCAGGACCGGACACGGCAGGAAGGAGCGACAGGGUCGACAGAUGAUGCAAAAACCCACACAGUCCAAAACUCCGAAGGUUAAGGCAACAAAGAAGCACUUCAGGAGCAGAGAUCAAGACCGUUUUGACAGUCUGGUGGAGCAGUACAAGAGGAAACUCAUGAGAAACAACGACAAGACGGCCACUAUCAGAAGAAACAAGUGGUUUGACAGUUAACUGUGUGUGUGUGUGUGUGUGUGUGUGUGUGUGUGUGUGUGUGUGUGUGUGUGUGUGUGUGUGAGGGAGAGAGAGAGAGAGAGAGAGCAGUCUGCAGGAUUUACAGUAAGUACACAUGUAGAGUUUGUGAUCAUUAAGGCUUCAUGUGUACAACUAUUGGAACAGGGGCCCACUGUAUUGAUAUUUUAGAAUAAAUAAAAGUCGCUUAAUGCUUCUGUUAAAUUAACAUCCAUUUUGUUUUGGACUUUAUUUAAUGCUCGUGCAAAACUGUACUUGUCUUUGUUGUCAUUUACACUCAUUGAGUUCAUUUUUCAUAUUUUCAUUCUCAUACUUUUUUCUUUAUUCAGUGCAUACUAAAGUUUAUUUCCCUGAAACAAAGUGAAUAUAAAGUUGUUGUUUCAAGUUGUUGUAAAUGAGACUUUUUUUUUAAUGAAAUAUUAAAAAAAUGAUUGAAUUAAUAUUUCAUUGUGUAUUAAAUGCAAAGUUGUUGCCCAUGUGAUUUGCA